This is a messenger RNA of Hibiscus syriacus, 984 nucleotides long. RefSeq names its product cyclin-dependent kinase inhibitor 5-like. The record is from RefSeq and is a predicted model, not a curated record. The transcript has 3 exons. Bases 56 to 808 code for a protein of 250 amino acids. Gene Ontology annotation, molecular function: cyclin-dependent protein serine/threonine kinase inhibitor activity. Gene Ontology annotation, cellular component: nucleus. Lineage: Eukaryota; Viridiplantae; Streptophyta; Magnoliopsida; Malvales; Malvaceae. Gene Ontology annotation, biological process: negative regulation of cyclin-dependent protein serine/threonine kinase activity.
UCUCGUUCAUAUUCGAGCUUAAGCCUCAACCCUUGUUUCUUCCAAAACCCUCCGAAUGGGAAAAUUCAUUAAGAAGCCCAAAACGGCAUCGGAAGUUGUUGUAAUGGAACUCUCCCAGUACCCCCUCGGGGUACGGACCCGAUCCAAAACACUCGCCCUUCGACGCCAGAACAAGACUUCCGCUUCUCCGGCUAAUGGAGCCGGCUCGUAUCUCCAGCUGCGAAGUCGACGGUUAGAGAAGCCGCCGUUUGUGGUGCGCCACCAUGAUUCGAAGAAACGCCAGCAGCAACAGAAACAGGGAGGUAAGAAGGCUAGUUGUGGACAAAAUCUUAACCCUAAUUCAGAUUCUAGGGCUCGGGCGAGUUGCGGAUCAAACUCAGUUCUGGAAAAGAAAACGGGUGAGAGAAGUGGAAGAGAAGACUUGGUGCAAGAAGAUAAUGGAAAUGAUAAUAUUGUUAACUACGCUAAUAUUAGUGAUAAAGCUUCUUUUGGAGAAAACAUUUUGGACAUUGAAGCCAAAGAGAGGGGCACUAAGGAAUCAACUCCUUGCAGCUUGAUAAGGGACCCAACAGAGAGUAUAAGAACCCCGGGUUUGGGUUCCACUACUAGGCCUACCAACUCGGCAGAUACUAGGCAGAGAGUACGGAACUCAACACGGCCACACAUCCCGACAUCACAUGAAAUGGACGAGUUCUUUGCUCCCACAGAAGUAGACCAGCGAAGACAAUUCAUUGAGAAGUACAACUUCGAUCCUGCGAAGGAUAAGCCUCUUCCUGGACGUUAUCAAUGGGAGAAAGUGGAUCCCUAGACACCAUUAGUUUUCCAGCAGGACUCGUAUUUCCUGACAAUACAUCAGUUGUGAUGGUGACGGUGUUAGUUCCCUUUUCCAUCACCCUUAGUUUUUACUUGUAAAGAAAGAAGUAGGACUGUUAAAAGAUGUGUCGACUAACAAUCUGUAACAUAACAAUGGUAACAAGUUACACA